AUGAUUUCUAGAAGAAUCGCGGUAGGAAUCCUACUACUGAUUACAAUAAAUAUCUUAGCAAUAGCACUGGUGGAUGGAUCCCCUUCAGGAUACGCUCGACCUUCAGACGUAAAAGGUAAUGGCGAUGGCGCACGAAUGUAUGCCACAGGACCUAGUGGCGGAGGACCUAGCCCAAGGAAUGGAGAAGGAUAUGGUACCAAAAAUGGGAAAGAUGGAGGCAGCGGAUAUUACAAGAAAGGAGCUAAACCUCCCCAUCCAUCUUCUCAGCAACCAAGCGCGAAAUAUGAAGCCGAUGGUGAUGGAAGACGUCCGUCAUAUGGACGUCCGGAAUAUAGAUAA
Molecule: messenger RNA, 339 nt
Organism: Cercopithifilaria johnstoni
Lineage: Eukaryota; Metazoa; Nematoda; Chromadorea; Rhabditida; Onchocercidae
Source: the annotation of a GenBank genome assembly